This is a messenger RNA of Suillus paluster, 2034 nucleotides long. RefSeq names its product Alpha/Beta hydrolase protein. Gene Ontology annotation, molecular function: acyltransferase activity, transferring groups other than amino-acyl groups. The record is from RefSeq and is a predicted model, not a curated record. The transcript has 21 exons. The coding region runs from base 1 to 2034 and encodes 677 amino acids. Lineage: Eukaryota; Fungi; Basidiomycota; Agaricomycetes; Boletales; Suillaceae. Gene Ontology annotation, biological process: biosynthetic process.
AUGUCUCAGGACUCUGAAAUCCAAUACUACCACCACGGGCGCUUCCGUGUUGCAGGCGGUGUGCUGCCUGAUGCCAUUACUGCAUACCAGACAUUUGGGGACCCAAAGAACCCGGUUAUUGUAUUUCCUACAUGUUAUGGAGGGAAACUUGACAGUGAGUCACCCAAAUCACUUCUCAUGGCGCUCCGUUUGAUAACUGAAUCAGACAAUGGAUUAUUAGGUCAAAGCUAUAUGGUAGGGGAAGACAAGGCUUUGGAUCCGCGUAAAUACUAUGUGGUGACCUUCGCCUUAUUUUCCAAUGGAGAGUCUUCUUCACCUUCCAACACACCUACACCAUACAACGGCCCCUACUUCCCUGCCGUCUCCUACGAGGACAACAUCCGGGCACAACACGCCGUGCUUACCCAGAAGCUUGGCGUCAAGAAGGUUUUCUGCGUGAUUGGAUUUUCAAUGGGCGCGCAGCAGGUAAGCGUGUUCGUGGAGAAAAACGAUGGUUUUGCUGAGGCCUUAUAUAUCCCCAUCUGUGGAUCUGCUCGCACUAGCCCUCACAACCAAUGCUUCUUAGAAGGCCCUAAAGCUGCUCUUUCAGCUUCAAAGGAUUUCCAAGACGGUCACUACAAGAGUACUCCUCAACAUGGUAUCCGGGCAUUUGGCCGUGCAUACAGUUCAUGGGCAUAUAGCCAGGCGUGGUAUGCUAAGAAAGGUUAUCUCUUCGACGGAAAAUACACAAGCCUCAACGACUUCCUAAGAGAGGAUUGGGAAGCUGGCUUUUUGGAAGGGUGGGAUGCCAAUGAUUUAUUGGUGCUCUUGAGGACAUGGCAAACGGGGGAUGUUUCUCUCAUCCGUGACGGAGGUUACUUUGCGAACUGCCUAGGAGCGAUCAAGGCCAGAGGUCUGAUCAUGCCUUGCAAGAAAGACCUGUACUUCACGCCGGAGGACAGCGAGAAUGAGAUGAAAUACUUGAAUAAUGCAAAGCUCAUUAUCAUCGAUUCUGAGUGGGGCCAUAUGGCUGGUGGGGGAUCGAACGCAGAGGAUGUCGAGUUCGUGAAAGCAGAGUAUUACCAUCACGGUCGCUUCAAAGUAGCAGGGGGAGUACUCCCUGAUGCCGUAACCGCAUACCGGACAUACGGAGAUCCGAGCAAUGAGAAAGUGAUCGUUUUCCCGACGUGUUAUGGGGCAAAACUGGCUCUUGGAAGUCAAGACUACCUCGUUGGGGAAGGCAAGGUCCUUGACCCAAAUAAGUACUUCGUGGUGACAUUCGCGCUUUUCUGUAACGGAGAGCCUGCACCUUAUGGUGGCGCGUACUUCCCGUUCGUUUCCUACGAAGAUAACAUUCGCGCUCAGCACGCAGUAUUGACGAAGCACCUUGGAGUGCGCAAGGUGUUCUGCGUGGUUGGAUUUUCUAUGGGUGGUCAACAGUCAUACCACUGGCCAGUCGUCUUCCCUGACUUCGUAGAGCGGUUCGUUGCUAUAUGCACGUCUGCUCGUACAAGUCCCCAUAACCAAUGCUUCCUGGAAGGACCAAAGGCAGCGAUGUUUGCAAGCAAAGAUUUUGCCGAUGGCCAUUAUCAGAGUACUCCUCAGCAUGGAAUUCGAGCGUUCGGUCGAGUCUACUGUGCAUGGGCCUAUGGGCAAAGUUGGUUCCGGGAGUACAAGCACCUUAUGGACGGAGAAUACCCGGACUUGAACUCUUUCAUUCGGGAGCGGUGGGAAGGAAGAUAUAUCGAAUACUGGGAUGCAAACGACAUGAUCGCACUUUUGAACACGUGGCAGAAAGGAGAUAUAUCGAUCGUUCGUGAUGGCGGAGACUAUGAAAAAGCGCUGAAGAACAUCAAAGCAAAGGGACUUAUCAUGCCUUCGAAGACGGAUCUUUACUUUCCGCCGGAGGACAGCGAGAUCGAAGUAUCUCACCUUAAAGAUGCUAAAUUGCAUGUGAUCCCAUCGAUCUGGGGUCAUGUUGCAGGGGGUGGCGGUAACCCGGCAGAUGUCGUUUUCAUAUCAGAGAAGAUCAAAGAGUUUUUGCAAGCACCUUGA